UCAUCCUUCACCCGAAUGGUCUCGAUGAUCUCUCAACAUCCGAUGGUCUCGAUGAACCCUUACUAGGUACCUCUCAUUAAUAUAUGAAGCUGACCUGAUAUUACCGUUGCUUGUUGUUUGUGCCACCUUCCCUACAGGGUCCAAUUGGUUGAAUGCGGCCCAGUCCGGGCCAAUGCGGGCAGCCUUCUAGGUCAACGUGAAGGUAGGAGCAGCCCGAGAAAUAAAAUAAAAACAAACAACAAGCCAAGCAAGAAAGUCUAUACACACCUCACCAUACCUCAGUUCGUAACUAACCCUACAGAAUCAAUUAUGGCAGAUAUCAUCAUCGUUGGUGGCGGCAUCGGCGGCGUCGUGCUUGCCUCAAGACUCCACCAACGUAAGCCGGAGCUGUCCAUCCUCCUCAUUGAGGCAGGGCCCGAUGUCACUGGCAAACCUCACAUCUCUAUCCCCGCCGAGGCUGCCCUCUUGCACUUCUCAGACCUCGACUAUAAAUACAUGACGGUUCCCCAGAAGCACUUGAAAGGCGCGCUAAAAUACAAUUGCGCCAUCAAGGGCCUGUCGGGCGGCACGAUCAUCAACACUGGCGGCUGGAUCCGUGGAGAUAAACUCGACUACGACGAGUGGGCACGUGAAGUUAAGGACGACCGAUGGAGCUACAAUGGCCUGCUCCCUUACUUCAAGCGGUCCGAGAAGCAUUUCGAUCCGAAUGCGGACCCGGAGCAGCACGGCUUUGAUGGCCCCGUCAUCACUGCUUCCGUCAGCUCAUCUGGCCGCAAGUUUCCGCUGCGUGACCACAUCUUGAAGCUGUGGUCUAACCUUGGACUCAAACACAUCCCUGAUGCGAACAACGGCCACCCCCAGGGUAUCACCGACCUAGUCGAAAACUGGAAAGACGGAAAGCGACAGAUUGUCACUGACACAUAUCCUCUGGCCGGAGUGAAGGUGCUCACCGACACCCUGGUGCGUCGCGUCAUCGUCAACGACGAGAAGGUUGCCAUCGGUGUUGAACUAGCUAGCGGGGAGAAGCACCUGGUCAAGGAGGGAGGCCAAGUCGUUGUGUCUGGUGGCGCAUAUGGAACUCCCAAGAUCCUCCAACUUUCUGGUAUCGGAGACCCGGCCCUUCUUUCCCAGCAUGGCAUUACCACCGUCGUAGACCUGCCUGCAGUUGGCACCAACUUGUUUGACCACCUGAUGCUGUUCCGGUACUGGAAGCUGCGACAUCCUGAAAAGGGCCUCUCCAUUGGAUCGCUACUCUUUGGUGGUCCCAACUACGAGAAAGGGGGACCAGUCGACUGGCUCGUCACGGUCCCAAUCCCAACUGCGCCGCUCAUGGCUGCGCUCGAGAAAGACGAAGGCCAGGUGUCUGACGACCAUCCACUGCUCCAGAACCGCAGUCAUCUAGAGAUGAAUCUUCUGUACGCCGCAAUGGCUUCUGAAACCCAAGGACUCGCUGUUCCCAUGGACGGAAACUCCAUCAUGACUUUCUACAUGGGCUGUCUGCCGACUUCGCGAGGUACCGUCACUCUAGGCUCAAGCGACCCUGCAGCGCCUCCCUUUAUCGAUCCCAACUACUACGCCACGGAGGCGGACAAGCAUGUCAUGCGCGAGGGCUUCCGCAUGCACUCGAAGCUCAUGUUUGACACGCCUGAAGGCAAGGAACUUGUCGUCGAGGAACACACUCCUCCCGGUCACGCGGUUGCUGGUCUGGAUGCUUCGGAUGAGCAGAUCGACGAGCGCAUCAAGUUGGGAGGAUCGACGGUGUUCCACCCUGGAGGUACGGCUGCCAUGGGCAAGGUUGUUGAUGCAUCGCUCAAGGUUUACGGCGUGAAGAAUCUUCGCGUUGUAGAUGCCAGUGUGAUUCCGCAACCGAUUGCUUCGCACUACCAGGUCGCCGUCUAUGCGAUCGCUGAGCAGGCCGUCGACAUCAUUUUGGGCGAGCUCUGAAGUACCCCAGUGGAGUACUAUCAAGUGUGAUUAUGGAGAAACGUGAGGUGACAUCUGUCGCGCUCGCACCACUGAUGCUAGUUUCUUGUUAGCUGCCGGCGUAUUCCAAUUUAGGACUGGCUACUUUUACUACCAUUUUUCGGCUUCGCGACAACGCAGAAGCAGCUGCUAGUUUCUUGUCCCCUGUUUCUAUUUCUAUAGCAUCCUAUAUAGAAUCGUACUCUUUUUUUUAUUAGCUAGCCCUUAGUGGGAUGAUAGUAUCAACUUAAAAUCUCCACCUCGAUUAAUAUUCGAC
This is a messenger RNA of Pseudogymnoascus verrucosus, 2239 nucleotides long. RefSeq lists its product as uncharacterized. The record is from RefSeq and is a predicted model, not a curated record. The transcript is spliced from 2 exons. Gene Ontology annotation, molecular function: flavin adenine dinucleotide binding; oxidoreductase activity, acting on CH-OH group of donors. Lineage: Eukaryota; Fungi; Ascomycota; Leotiomycetes; Thelebolales; Thelebolaceae. The coding region runs from base 310 to 1944 and encodes 544 amino acids.